AUGUCUAAUCGUCAAGGUUAUUUCCCACUCAGCUCACUAUGCUGCCUCAUUUGGAUUUGCUUGGAUGUGCUCUUUUGUACAGCCAGUAUAAUGCAUCUCUGCACCAUCUCAGUCGAUCGCUUUUUUUCGCUGGCCUUUCCUAUGCGCUUUGGUCGGAAUAAGACUAGUCGACGAGUCUUUUUAAAAAUCGGUCUAGUUUGGUUCCUAUCCUUAUCGACAAGUCUACCGCUGUGUUUGAUGUACUUGAAGAAUCACGACUCAGUGAUGGUUAACGGUACAUGUCAGAUACCUGAUCCUGUUUACAAAUUGGUCGGAUCAAUUAUUUGCUUUUAUAUACCGUUAUUUGUUAUGUUACUUACCUACUGUCUGACUAUACGUCUAUUGGCGAAGAAAAGCCAUAAUCUGGAUGGAAUGAGUCAGCCGCAGACGCCGGGUUGGGCGAGUAUUUGGCUGGGGCAAAGCAGCGCAUUUGAACGUCGUCGCACCUGGCGUCAACUACUCAGACCCAACUCUAGCGCAGUGACGCAGGCUCAAUCGGCCAACUCCACCGACACAGAGCUCUCCACCCUGGAUACCCAUGAAUUGUGGCUGACCGAAUCAAACACACCAGAGCACGCAGCCACUACUGUGACGGCAUUGCAACAAUUCGGUGCGGAAAUGUUGAAAUUGUCGAGAGGUCUAGAGUCGGUUGCCUCCUCUUCGACCACUUGCUCACCAACCAAAUCGGAAUUUUCAUCAUCAAAUCAUUUCACCGGCAACAGUCCACAGCAUUAUGUGACCAACAAACAAUCCAGUCAACAACAGUCGCACCUCCAGCACCAUCAACAACAACAACAACAUCUGAGUGGGGAACAUCAACAAAUACCCACAGCGGCGCUGGCGGCUGCCGCAGCUGAUAGUCCUCUGCUACUGCGUUCAACUAGUUUGCGGCGUAGUGCACGUAGGGGACGCAAAAGAUCUCUUUCGCCAUCGUGCAAAGCGCAGCGUUCAAUGAUGCCCUGCAAGAAUCGUCGGCGCUAUUCCACGGCCACACAGGGCAUACGAGAGGUACGGCCCGAUACGCCACCACCACAACGGCGUAACCGCUUCAACAGCUUGCCCAAAAAUGCAUUACUCUUCCUCUCCCGCCAAAACAGUCAAGCGACUACUAGUACCGACUGUGAUGCAUCGCCCGCUAAAGGACAUUCCGAUUCAGAUGUAGAGCAAAUCAACAAAUCGCAUUAUCAGCGAGUCAGUGAAAAGCAGAUUGAGUUGCCGCCAGUAUGCACGUGCCCAUACUUCGGCGAUCGGCCGCUGCAAAAUUGCGUUAAACCAGCCGAGGUCAAAAUCAUAUCAACCACUUUUAAGGUCACCAACGCUAUGGAUAUCGAAAGCUUGCUCAAUCCGCCCGAGGAGGAGCUGAGUAGUAUUUUGGUUACAAGCACUGCAAACGGCAAUGGCACCGUCUCACGUCUCAGCCCCAACUCGGCGGCGCACAUGAACAGCAACAAUACGGGUAGUUCGCUUACCGUGCAUUCCAGUGAUGGCAGUACGACUGGUUAUCUGAGCGUAGGUGCGCCACCCGGCACACCCUGCCCGGGACGACGUAAGCUCAGCAUCUCAAAGACCGCUUCGGUUGUGAUGUGGGAUGCGAGCCGGCACCGCAGACGUGGUUCCAGCUUCGGCAGUGCGCGCACCACAUUACUGCUCACCCCAACCAAAACCGGCAGCGCGCUAACGUCAUCAUCGUCAGCAACCCCACUACAACGUUCCGCCACACUGCGCAGUCACAACAAUAUGAACUAUCUUCAUGCUUCGGCUUCCGCGGGUGAUAGCACAACCAACACGAUUGACUUAAGCAGAUUGCGUCCACAAUUUCGCACACCACACUCCUCACCAUGUCAGCUGCAACGCAAUCAGACCGUACGCUCACACCAUUCGCGCAACUCAAGCGUGAUUUCACGGAAUUCAUCGCGCCAUGGACGUAUCAUCAAACUCGAGCAGAAAGCAACAAAAGUGCUGGGUGUUGUAUUCUUUACCUUCGUUAUACUGUGGUCGCCCUUUUUUGUGCUCAAUCUGUUACCCACAAUAUGUGGUGACUGCGAAAAUCGCAUAGCACACUGGGUAUUUGAUGUCGUUACAUGGCUGGGCUAUGCCUCAUCGAUGGUCAAUCCCAUCUUUUACACAACCUUCAAUGAGGUGUUUCGGAAAGCCUUCAAAAAGGUGCUACUUUGCAGAUACUCCUCUUCGUCGAGUUGGAACCCCAGCAUGUAGCAACAGUUGGAAUUCACGAAAACGAAAAUUAAACAACAAUCAUCAGACUCGAGUGCAUCCGGUCUGCUGGCAAUUAUCAAACGUCGCAGUUCUUCAAGUCGCAGUGGGAGUCGGAGCAGAUAGAUAAUGGAUU
This is a messenger RNA of Anastrepha ludens (Mexican fruit fly), 2386 nucleotides long. It is a transcript of the gene 5-HT2B, whose product is annotated as dopamine receptor 3. The record is from RefSeq and is a predicted model, not a curated record. The transcript has 6 exons. Gene Ontology annotation, biological process: adenylate cyclase-activating adrenergic receptor signaling pathway. The coding region runs from base 1 to 2253 and encodes 750 amino acids. Lineage: Eukaryota; Metazoa; Arthropoda; Insecta; Diptera; Tephritidae. Gene Ontology annotation, cellular component: membrane. Gene Ontology annotation, molecular function: G protein-coupled receptor activity.